ACUCUGUGUCUUCCGAGAGCUGGAACACUGAAACAUCAGCCGACCCCUCCCCAAUCUUCGGCGAAACGGAAGCGCAUGGACGCCGGCGAACAGUCGGCAACGGCGGCGGGGAUGGAAUUGGACUUCUCGCACAGCAGCGUGGUGCCCAGCUUCGAGUUCCCGUUCAACUCGGCCAACUUCUCCGACAGGUUGCUGCGGAUAGAGAUCGUCGCCAGCGACGAUGCCGGCGGAGGAUCCGCCGCCGACUGCGCGCGCCACAGAGAGGAGAAAGGUGAUAAAGGACAGAGUAUCGACUCUUCCCCAACCACUGUGUGUACAGCAGUUUUACGAGAAAAGACCAUCUAUAUCAAUUCUGCAAUUCUUGCUGCAAGAAGUCCUUUCUUUCUGAAGCUUUUCUCAAACGGCAUGAAAGAAUCUGAUCAGACACAUACAAUACUUAGGAUUGUUGAUUUAGAGGAAAAUGCGCUCAUGGAGCUUUUAAGUUUUAUGUACAGUGGAAAGGUGACUGCAACCGUGCCCACUCUUUUGCUCGGCAUCUUGAUGGCUGCGGACAAAUUUCAGGUUGUUUCUUGCAUGAGGCAAUGCAGUCAGUUGCUUACAAGCUUGCCUAUGACCACAGAGUCUGCACUGCUCUAUCUAGAUUUCCCAUGCUCUAUUUCAAUGGCUGGUGAAGUUCAGGCUUUGAGAGAUGCAGCCAAGGAAUUCCUUGCCAAUAAAUACAAGGAUUUGGCUAAGUUCCAAGAUGAAGUGAUGAACCUCCCUCUUGCUGGUAUUGAAGCCAUCUUUGCAAGUAGUGACCUGCAGGUGGGAUCUGAAAAUGUCAUAUAUGACUUCUUGCUCAAGUGGACCUGUGCACAAUACCCAAAAUUUGAGGAUAGACAUAAGAUCUUCUGUUCUCGCUUACUUCCUCUGGUGCGCUUCAGGCAUAUGAGUUGGAGGAAACUGCGGGAGGUCCUAAGAUGCGUCGAUAAUAAUAUAGACCAUGAUGAAGUAACCAAGUUUAUCGCCGAUGCACUUCUGUAUGAAGCUUACCCAUCAUCCCAGCAAAGCAUUCUUGCCGCUGAUGCAGCAAUCUGUUGCCAAUUCGCAGAGCGAACUUACAAGUACAAACCUGUGAAAGUGGUUGUGUUUCAUCAACCUUGCCCACAAGCCAUAGUUUACAUGGAUCUUUCGUGCCCGUUCCAUCUUGCUGGUUGGACCUUCCAUCUCAAGGCAACCUGUGAAGUUAACGAGGUGGAUAACCAGGAGUACAGCUUCGGCUUCUAUUUGGUUGUUCAAAAGAAGCCAAGGAAUGCAAGGUGUUUGAUGGUAGAUCUCGAGUUUGCUGCAAGGAUAAGUUGGUCAGGAAAAUUUGGGUACGGACUCGAGUCUGACUACACCUUGACCGAAGGUACGGUUGGAUACAAUAAUUUUUUUGAUACUCUAUGGCCGUCAUUCCUUGCUGAUGAUAGCCUCUUCAUCAACGGCGUGCUGCAUCUGAGAGCUGACUUGAGGGUGGUGGAGGAGCAGCCUGAAUUAGAGACUUGAAGAUAUGUCACUCAACAUAGUUAGGCCGUUUGCACUGCCCCAGUCGCUUCAAUAGCAUUUCAGUUGUAAGCUACAGUACUAUUUUGUUGGAUGGCUGGGCGUGUUGGCACCAGUGAGUCCUUCUGGUAGUUCAUGCUUCUUCCUGCAGCAUCCUGAUUCCUGAAACAGGGAUGCAAACGGGAUCAGCACUUAUUCAGGUAAACGAGACACUUUCAAACCUGCUUAUCACUGACAUUGGCUGUAUCUGUAUGGAGUAUUUCUAGCUGUUGCCCCCAA
Molecule: messenger RNA, 1803 nt
Organism: Brachypodium distachyon (stiff brome)
Lineage: Eukaryota; Viridiplantae; Streptophyta; Magnoliopsida; Poales; Poaceae
Product: BTB/POZ domain-containing protein At2g46260
Biological process (GO): response to red light
Cellular component (GO): nucleus
Molecular function (GO): protein binding
Source: RefSeq, a predicted model, not a curated record